Messenger RNA from Neospora caninum, 1926 nucleotides. RefSeq names its product putative dynactin p25. NCBI's taxonomy places the organism in Eukaryota, Apicomplexa, Conoidasida, Eucoccidiorida, Sarcocystidae. The transcript has a single exon. The coding region runs from base 1 to 1926 and encodes 641 amino acids. The record is from RefSeq and is a predicted model, not a curated record.
AUGGCGGAUCCCCCGUCUUCUAAUCCUGACGCACCUCCUCAUUCUUCGGUCUCUGGGGAGGCGCAGGAAGGCCUCGCGACUUCACAGGAGAAGAAGGGCAAUUCACCUGGAGAGAAGAAGGAAGAGGAAGGCGAUUCACCUGGAGAGAAGAAGGAAGAGCAACGUGAUUCACCUGUAGAGAAGAAGGAAGAGCAACGUGAUUCACCUGGAGAGAAGAAGGAAGAGGAAGGCGAUUCACCUGGAGAGAAGAAGGAAGAGGGAGGCGAUUCACCUGGCGAGAAGAAGGAAGAUGAGGGUGAUUCACCUGUAGAGAAGAAGGAAGAGCAACGUGAUUCACCUGGCGAGAAGAAGGAAGAGGGAGGCGAUUCACCUGGCGAGAAGAAGGAAGAUGAGGGUGAUUCACCUGUAGAGAAGAAGGAAGAUGAGGGUGAUUCACCUGUAGAGAAGAAGGAAGAGCAACGUGAUUCACCUGGCGAGAAGAAGGAAGAGCAACGUGAUUCACCUGGCGAGAAGAAGGAAGAGCAACGUGGUUCACCUGUAGAGAAGAAGGAAGAGGAAGGCGAUUCACCUGGCGAGAAGAAGGAAGAGCAACGUGAUUCACCUGUAGAGAAGAAGGAAGAGCAACGUGAUUCACCUGUAGAGAAGAAGGAAGAGCAACGUGAUUCACCUGUAGAGAAGAAGGAAGAGCAACGUGAUUCACCUGGCGAGAAGAAGGAAGAGCAACGUGGUUCACCUGUAGAGAAGAAGGAAGAGCAACGUGAUUCACCUGUAGAGAAGAAGGAAGAGCAACGUGAUUCACCUGUAGAGAAGAAGGAAGAGCAACGUGAUUCACCUGGAGAGAAGAAGGAAGAACCGAAAGGUUCUCCUCAGGACGACUCAGGGGGAAAACAGUCUUUGACACAAGCGUUUUCGAGCAUGGCACGGACACCGUCUCUCCGCAGCGAGGCCUCCGCCUCUCCCGGAGCAGGCACAGAGAUGGUGAAGCGGACAAAGCGGCAGGGCUCGUGUGGGACGGGAAGUUCUUCUGCGUCGAACACCAGUCAGGAAUAUGUCACGUUUGCGUCUCACGUUCCUUUCCGCUCCUACGUCUCCACUGGAGGCGUCGCCCUCGAACUGUCUGACGACUCUCCCGGCAGUGCGCGCAAGAACGAAAAUCAGUCUGUGCCGUCAGAGAAACAGCGCCACGAGCCGAGGGCGGCUGUUGAGUCUGUGAAGCCUGGCGGGUCUCCAGAGGAGUUGGCCGAUUCGCAGGUGGUUCCCGUGUCUGCCUUUGUUCUCGCGUCUUCGUCGAAAGACGACUUCUCUCAUCUCCCGCCUGGCGUCGAAGUGAUCCCGCCGCCUUCGCAACCGUACACGCCGUUUUCCUGCUUCGUCACGCCCUCCCUGGAGCCGCCUGUGCACUACCCGAGAGCCGAUUACAUCACCACGGCUUCGGGAAACCGGGUGGGCCGCGGAACUCUUCUCUUCGGGUCUCAGAACAUCACUCUGGCAGGCCGCUCUGUGGUGUCUCAGGGCGUGCUUUUGCGCGGCGAUAUGGUCUCCUUGCGCUUCGGCAGAUACGUCUAUUUGGACGACAAUGUUCUCGUCCACCCGAGCUCGUACCGAUCCAAAGGGCAAACUCUCCACGUCCCUCUCACCGUCGGGGAUUACGUCAUUGUGGGGAAGAACGCAGUCCUUCGCGCUGUGGCCGUCGGAUCCUGCGUCCAGAUCGGCUCGGACUGCGUUGUCGGCAACCGCUGCAUUUUGAAGGAUUUCUGCAAGAUCCUCCCCGGAACCGUCCUCGCCGCCGAUACAGUCGUCCCCUCGUUCACAGUCUUUGGUGGGAAACCCGGCAGGAUGGUGGCCGAACUCCCCGAGGGAGAAGCGAUGCUGAUGAAACUGGAAGCCAUCCGGAAGUACAACCUUUUUCUGCCUGAAGAAGAAUGA